CUCAGUGUAUGAAGGCUUUCCCUCCCCUCUUCCUUGGAUGACGAUCACUUCCCAAUUCCACCGCGCCGUGGCGUCUGGAGUGAAACGUCUAGAGCGGGAAAUUCGUAUGAAUGGAUUGCCGGUUAUUGUUGUGUUCCCCUAGCUAGGCCCUAGCCUACCUCUCGUUAAUAUAUGAUGAUGAUGACUGAUUCGGUUAGACCGAAUAGAUCACGCAAGAUUGUUGACUAUACAUUAAUUGGAGGAGAUGAAAGUGAUGAUGAUUUUGAUGUUCCAACUCCACCACUUAAAAAGCCUAAGGUAGACAAGAAAGCCAAAAAUAAAUUGAUGCAACCUGCAAAAACCAAGCCAACAAAAGAGAAGAAAGCAAAAGAAAAAAAUGUGGAACAGCCAGUGAAGCGAGACAGGGUGUCUUUGGAAAAAUUGGAAGAACAGUCAUUUGAAAGAGAGCUGCGAAGGGUGAUGGAAUUAUCAAAGCAAGAAUCCCAAGGGAACGAGAAAAAGGAAAACAAACACAACAAAAUAGAAGCUGAAAUGCACAACCAAGGGGAACAGCGAUUGGAAAUAGAUAAAGAAAACAAACCAUCUGCUGUGACUGUUACAUCUGCAACGUCAGUGCCUCAUCCCCAACUAAAUCAAAAUUUUGUCACCACUAAUCAAGAAUCAGGCAUUGAGGUCUUGGAAGAAGAUUUCAGAGAGGACGCCAGACCAUCACGGAGAGCAGCUUCCAGAAAGUCUUUAGCAGAGGUCUAUAUAGAUGAUGAUGAUGAUGGAGAUGAUGAUUUUUAUGUUGGUGAUGUAGAUAAUGGUAGUGAUGGCAAUUUCUCUGAUGAUGGUGAUGAAAGUGACUAUGAGAUAUCAACAUCAAAAAAGAAAAAUUUGAAGGAAAGUAAAAAGAAAACAGUCAAAAAUAAACCAAAAGAAAAUAGUAGUUCCAAGAAAUCUAAAGCAACUUCAGGUAAAUCAUCCAAGAAUAAAGCAUCACCAGCCAACAGCAACACAUCAAGCAACAUACAUCCAACAGCACCCAUUCCAACAAAAAGAGCUGCCAUUCCAGCUACAAUUAAAACAAUAGGAAAAGGGUUCACACCACCAGCAACCAGUGGUACAUCGAUGUCUGUCACCAUCACACCUAAACAGAUCAACAGAAAACCAAUACUCCCUUCUCCUGGUGGACCUAAUCCCUUGGGAGGCGUGAAGCUAAUAUCACCAGGUCAACCUCGACGCCUUGGACUGUCUCGCUUUGCCAGGGUUAAACCUCUUCAUAACCUACAACUGCCAACGUGACACGCUUUUGGUCACCUGCGUACUAGUAUUUAAAGGAUAGAACUCCAAAGAUCUAGUCAGCUGUUACCUUGCAUGUAUUAAAAAAUCAAAAUCAUUAGGCCUUCUUCUAUAUGGCAUCAUAACAGAGGCGGCUCAAAGGAUCUGUCCAAAGUAGUCCAGCUCUUUGAGAGGUGUUCUGAAAUUUUUGUAUGUUGGGCAGCGUGGUCAGACAGCAAAGACCCAGGAGUAAAAAAAUGGGCAUUUUUGGGCCAUUUUAGGCUUUUCAGAGACAUUUUACAGUGUAAAAUACACAAAAUAUUUAUAUAGAAAAAAAAUUGACUUGGCCUGUCUCUGACUUUGGCUUAAGUCACUGCCCUCCCCCAUUGUACUACCGCAUCAUAGGUAUUUGUAAAAAGUGUGGGUUAUAUGUAUGUAGCAAAUCAGAGAUCUUGUAUACAGUUUAUUUAAAAUAAGGUAAACUGCUCAUCUCUAGGUAAAUAUGGGUUUAAGCAGGCCUCCUACAGGAAACUAAAUAAUAAAUAGCAGUAAUAGUAAAUUAAUCUUGUACAUUAAUAGUACAUGCAAGAUAUCCUAAUGACCAUUUUAAUAUAUUAUAAAUAUUUUAAUUGGCUGUAAGUGGUACAGUAUUUAAAAAUC
Anneissia japonica is the source of this 1920-nucleotide messenger RNA. RefSeq names its product RAD51-associated protein 1-like. Gene Ontology annotation, biological process: interstrand cross-link repair; double-strand break repair via homologous recombination. The record is from RefSeq and is a predicted model, not a curated record. The coding region runs from base 172 to 1284 and encodes 370 amino acids. Gene Ontology annotation, molecular function: double-stranded DNA binding; single-stranded DNA binding. The transcript has 8 exons. Lineage: Eukaryota; Metazoa; Echinodermata; Crinoidea; Comatulida; Comatulidae.